CUUUCUUAAAAGAAAACGAGUCUCUAAAUUUAUGCUCAAAUGUACCGUUAAUCCGUGUAUUUACUAUUAAUAUUUUCAUACAACAAUAGUUGAAUCCCUCUUCCCACCAAACAUUAUUAGCAAAGAAUUAAUCAUGUAUAAAACCAAAAGUUUGAUUAAACUAAGCCACUCUUAUAUAAUUUGGGGUUCAAAUAAUUUGCUUAGUAUAAAACGGCCCUUUCUUUAAAGAACAUAUUCAAAACCAAAAACACAAAUUCAAUCACAAAUGCAAUCAAAACCCCACUUAGAAUCUACCACAAAACAGUCCUUUUUUAACUCCAAUAAAAUGAUUAUGAAUUUAGGCCGUCAAGGAAAAAUUCAAGAAUCUCGACAACUGUUCGACAAAAUGCCUCAAAGAGAUGUUGUUUCUUAUGCUUCAAUGAUAACUGUUUAUCUUAAACAUAAAAAUCUUCCUAAAGCUGAGAAAUUGUUUUAUUCCAUGCCUGAGAGAAACGUAGUGUCUAAUUCAGCUAUGGUUCAUGCUUACGCGAAAGCUGGGAGAGUCAAUGAGGCUCGAAGAAUCUUUGAUUUGAUGCCUGAUAGGAAUGUUUACGCGUGGACCAGUUUGAUUUCAGGGUAUUUUGAGAAUCGUAAUGUGGACGAGGCUCGAGAGUUGCUUCGACAAAUGCCUGAGAAAAAUGUAGUUACUUGGACUAUAGCAAUGGUGGGGUAUGCUCAAAACGGUUUGAUUAACGAGGCACGAAGAAUUUUCGAUCAGGUUCCUGAGAAAAAUGUCGUUGUUUGGACGGCUAUGAUAAGGGCUUACGUUGAAAAUCAUCAGAUCGAUCAAGCUCUUGAGCUCUUUGAUAAGAUGCCUGAACGUAAUUUAUAUUCUUGGAAUGUUAUGAUUCAAGGCUGUUUAAAUGAUAACAGGGUGGACAAAGCGUUGGAACUGUUUAAAGCGAUGCCAUGGAGAAAUGCGGUUUCUUGGACAACUAUCGUUACUGGUCUGGCGCGAAAUGGGAUGAUAGAAAUGGCAAGAGAGUACUUUGAUCAAAUGCCAAAUAGGGAUCCUGCUGCAUGGAAUGCGAUGAUAACAUCAUACGUUGAUGAAGGGUUAAUGAUCAAGGCGAAUGAAUUUUUUGAUUCGAUGCCUAAUAAAGAUCUUGUAAGUUGGAAUGUAAUGAUUGACGGGUAUGCAAAAAGUGGCGUUGAAGGCGAGUCCUUGAAGUGUUUCAUUCUCAUGCUUCGAUCGGGCUUAAGGCCGAAUCAGACUACUCUUACCAGUAUAGUGACCUCAUGUGGGGCCAUUCUCAAGUUAAUGCAAGCUCAUGUUCUUGUUUUACUGCUAGGAUUUGACCGAGACACGUCACUUAAUAACGCUCUCGUCACCAUGUACUCGAGAUGCGGAGAUAUAAACUCAUCGUUGGCCACUUUCGAGAAUCUGAAAGUAAAGGACGUUGUUUCGUGGACUGCUAUAAUACUGGCAUAUGCUAAUCAUGGUCUUGGUAACCGAGCAUUGCAAGCCUUCGCGCAGAUGCUAAGGUCCGGUAACAAGCCGGAUGAGAUCACUUUCGUUGGAAUCUUGUCAGCUUGUAGUCAUGCUGGUCUCGUUAAGAAAGGUCAAAAGUUUUUCGAGUCGAUGAGGUGUGCCUAUGGUUUAAAACCGAGGGCGGAGCAUUAUUGUUGCCUUGUUGACAUUUUAGGUCGUGGUAAGUUAGUUGACGAAGCUAUAAGGGUUGUGCAUCAGAUGCCUCCGGAGGAAUGUGACAGUGCUGUUCUAGGGGCUUUACUUGGCGCAUGCAAGCUGUACGGAGAUGUUGGAGUGGCAAACCAGAUCUGUGAUGAAAUACUAGAGCGUGAACCAAGUAGCUCGGGAGCUUAUGUACUGAUGGCAAAUGCUUAUGCUGCUUCUGGGAGAUGGGGUGAUUUUGCGCAAGUGAGAAAGAAAAUGAAGGAGAGGAAUGUGAAAAAGGUGCCCGGUUUUAGUGAAAUAGAAGUCAACGGAAAAAAUCACGUAUUUUUUGUUGGGGACAGGUCUCACCCUGAGAAAGAGGAGAUUUACACGCUUAUUAAAGAAAAUCUAUUGCCUCUAAUGCAAGAGAUGAUUUAGAGGAAUCAAAGAGAUGCAUCAAAAGUCUGGGAUUGAAGAAUUUUAUUUGAACCAUUUGCUUAUGAAAGUUCUGAAGCUCAGUGCGGAAAGGCAACCUGGUCAGUUUUAUUAACCUGAUAAAUGUACGGUGGGAUUAGAGUACAUCUAAUAUUGGAGACUCAGAUGUUAGUCUAGGUGAACCACGGUCGGUCACAUAUCUUGCUGAAUCUGCGUAGUGAGGCUUACUCUCCUAAAAAGGAAAAGAGUAAAAGAGACGAUAACAGAGAAAGAAGGGUACUCUUUCUGAUUAAUUGGAAAACCAGAUAAAGUUUCUGUUCUCUCAUAUGCUAUUCGUAAUGCUUGCAAAACCUCCUCUACUUUUAUUAGUUAACUUAGAAAGUGACUUAGCAACUGCACGGAACAAGUUUACAGGGGCCAGGAAAUACGCGAGAGGCAUUUAUGAUGUGGCCUUUUUCCCCUUUUGGACGUGAUUUCUCCACUCAUUGCAACUCCCACAUACUAUGAAUUCUUCCUGCAAACUAGAGCUAUUCGUAAUGCUUUUUGGCUUGAUUAUUCUAUCACUAGCUGGCCCCUUUUUUUAUUUGAGCUAUGGAUCUAGUUGUGCUCCAAUCAUGGUAAGCUACAUUUGUCAUGGUCUCUUGUUGAUAUCAGAUUAUGGCUAAAAUGAACCUUCUCAAAGGAGAGAUCGAGAAGCAGUUGUACGUUUAUUAUCGGGAAGAGCUAGCUGCUAAAUGCGCUCCCAAGAUACCUCCAUCAUGUGCACACUAUCUUGUGGAGGAAGAAGAUUAGCUUCUGAGUUGGGAGGCGAAUCUAGAAUUUGAAAUAAUGGGUUCGAGUUCCAAAUUCUACCACCGUCCCUGUUCUGAGUACAAGAAGGCUUCUAAUGCAAUGCUGCGAUAUGAUGGACACGAAGUCUUGAGGACCUACCAAUUGGGUAAUUAUGGAGCUGGAUUUUGUAAGGUGAAACAGAUAAUUAGUAGUGAAAUUGAUAUUAAGUGCUAUGAUAGCACAAGUUUUGUUUCUUUCUGUAUAGCUCUUGUUCAAUGUAUCACUUCUCUAUGGGCUAAAAUUGGCUCAUGUGUGUUAUUCAUUCAAUAGUUGAAGCUAUGAACACAUAAAUUUCUCUUUGUUGAUACUUGUAUAAUUGGACCCUAUGUAGGUUAAUGCAGACGUUAGGUUCUUGAGUAAUUAUAUAUCUCUGGCAUAUCUACAUUUGUUUAAGUUUACUAGUGAGUAUUUAUGAAGGUUUAAAAAAACCAACGAGGUUCAAUUUCGGCUAAAUGGUAGAACAGUAACUUACCAGCAUCCAUACACCAUUUAUCACUUAAUCAUGGUUAAACUACUAGUAAUUGGUUUGGUGUUAACUCGAUUGACAUACUUUUUUUCAGCUGAAGUUUCAUACUUGAGUAAGGUGAGAAAGAGUUGCUGUGAUAUUCUUUUUUUUUUAAUUUCCCCUAUUGAGUCUUCAGGCAACAAAAUGGGGCUUAUGAAAGAUUAAAAUACUCAACAAUAGGUGCUCCCACAUCGAAAGCUAACAAAACCAGAAAGGAGAGAAGUAGUAUAAAAGCGGCAGACGGUGGACAUAGAAAAUCAUACCUUUCUCGGCCUUUUGGCUAAGAUCAAGUGUAGUAUCUGUUCUUAUCAGUUUAAUAUCUGAUAUGUGAGCCAUUGGCUCACACGAUAUUAACUCAAUUUUUUUAGGGGGAGAGUCUGCCAAGGUAGCUUGCUACCUGGGCUCUCAAGUGUCGCCCAUGCGUUGCACUACUGCAUGGGCCUGGCGCACCCCAUCAAUCCAAGUUCAAUUUUGAAAUUUGAGUAGUUUGUACGUAUGUAUGUUUUUGUGAAUCCCAGUGCUGACCAAAUUUCU
Messenger RNA from Lycium ferocissimum, 3959 nucleotides. RefSeq names its product pentatricopeptide repeat-containing protein At1g09410, mitochondrial-like. The record is from RefSeq and is a predicted model, not a curated record. The coding region runs from base 266 to 2092 and encodes 608 amino acids. Gene Ontology annotation, molecular function: RNA binding; protein binding. Gene Ontology annotation, biological process: RNA modification. The transcript has a single exon. NCBI's taxonomy places the organism in Eukaryota, Viridiplantae, Streptophyta, Magnoliopsida, Solanales, Solanaceae.